This is a messenger RNA of Aethina tumida (small hive beetle), 3984 nucleotides long. Its product is annotated as polycomb group protein Psc. Gene Ontology annotation, molecular function: promoter-specific chromatin binding. The coding region runs from base 383 to 3031 and encodes 882 amino acids. NCBI's taxonomy places the organism in Eukaryota, Metazoa, Arthropoda, Insecta, Coleoptera, Nitidulidae. The record is from RefSeq and is a predicted model, not a curated record. Gene Ontology annotation, biological process: negative regulation of transcription by RNA polymerase II. Gene Ontology annotation, cellular component: PRC1 complex. The transcript has 8 exons.
AAAAUAACAUCGGACUACUAAUUUUUAAGCAAAAACAAAGUUGUAACAGACAAAACCAGUGUAUAAAACACUCUAAUGAGCGUAAAUUAGUUGUGACGACGCCAAAAUCGCCUCUUGAACCGUCACAACUGUCAAAACCGCAUUCUGUCAAACGAACACAUUGGAAAUAAACAAAUAAGUUUUAUCUCAACAAACGUGAAAACGUUCAAACAAAACAGUCUAAUAAGGCCACAAAUGGAUCCGUAUUCGUAUGCCGUUCUUAGAAGUCGACAAACAACGUUGGAGCAUUUUUAGGUCACGCUCACCAAUAUGGGCAAGAAAAUGAUACUGUAAAAUUUCGGCCAGCAUGUAACACAAGCCCCCCGAAACGGAACGGUGUACGAUGAAGACGAACAGGAAACGCAUCGCGGACCUGAACGACGUCAUCACAUGUAAAAUAUGCUCCGGUUAUUUUAUUGAUGCCACCACUAUUGUUGAAUGUCUACACACCUUUUGUCGCAGCUGUAUCGUUAAGUACUUGGAGAGGAACAAGUAUUGUCCAGUUUGUGAGGUGCAGGUGCACAAAACGAAACCCUUGUUGAGCAUUAAACGGGAUAAAACCAUACAGGAUGUUGUUUAUAAAAUUGUCCCGCGUUUGUUUCAUGAUGAGAUGCAAAGGCGUAAAGACUUUUAUGACAAGCAUCCUGAAUCAAAACCCUCACAACUUGAGCAGACUGUUGAGAGUAACUAUCAACAUAUUUUGUCACCUGAGGAGUGUGUCAGUUUGACUCUCACACACUAUGGGUGUGAAGCAACAAUGAGGUAUUACAGAUGUCCGGCUGCUGUUACUGUCGGACAUCUACAACACUUAAUUAGGGGAAAAUAUGAGUUGGAUACAACACACAAGGUGGAGGUUUUGUACAAGCAAGACCAGCUGAGCCCAGGUUUAACUCUCAUGGAUGUAGCCUACAUUUACACAUGGAAAAAGAAAAGUCCCAUAGAUCUGAUAUACAGAAUAUACGAAUGUGCGCCCAAAAAACCCAAACUGGAGAACACAGACAUGAAGGAGACGAAUCAAAACAACAACACGUGGCGCGAGGUGCAGCUAAGGAUAAGUGAGAAUGGCGAGAUGUCCAUCACAGGUAUCCACGACGACUUGUUGAAAAUGGUGGAGGAGAAGGUAGUCAGUACCGAUAGUGAAACAGUGAUAACAACCAUCCCAAGGACUGAAUUACCGGUGACCGUUACCACGAGUGUCGCGUGUCUGUCGUCGGGCACGACGACCACCGUUUUCAGUACCAUAAACAAAACUAAAUGUUCAGUGAAGAGUGACAGUGAUGUGACGAAACCGGACGAUAAACCGGCCCCGGAAACGACGAUCACCAACAACAACAAUCACGUGGACAGGAAAAGGAAGAGUGAGGGCGUCAUCCAGGAGGACGAGCCGAAGCCUAAACUCGUGAAGGAAACGCAGGCAGCUGACGAACCGGUGAAAAAAGUCGAGGAGAAGGUGGAGCAGCCCGUCAACAACGUGCCCGUGUCCAACAAUAACACUGUGACCUCCACUGAAUCUCAAGCACCUAAACCGAAACCGGAACCGGAGAAGCCCGAACCAGUUAAAUCGGAGCCGGAGCCAGUGAAGCCCGAAGCCCCACCCCCUAAACAGGAGGCUCCCGCCACUAAACCCAGCGUUCCAGUUUCGAGGCCCGGAACGCCCAUUGUUACGGUUGCUAAAAGUGUAUCGCAACCUUGUUACAUGCCCAAGCCACCUGGCAAUCCGGCUAGUCCAGUGAAAAUAAACAAAACCGAACCGAAGGUGGUGGCAAAAACGACGAGUGCCACUAAGCCGACUGCUCAGGCGCCGACACAGGCCAUGCCCAUGACUCCGCCCAAAAUUGUGAAGUCAAAGCCGUCUACACCCAUUGGCUACAAGACGCUGCGAGACCCCCCCAAAUCGUGGAACUCGCAGAUCUCGAAGGCGAACAACUUGAGUACCAACAAGCCGCCGGCCACGUCCGCCGCCGACACGAAAACGUCCGGCGAUCCGAAAAAUGCAAAGCCCGCCAAGUUCUUCAAGAUUCGCAACAAUACGCCUCGAUAUCUAGGCAAUCCGGCGUCCGGCGUCAAACCCAUGUACAAAGUGCACGUCAGUCCCGAACAGGACAAAACUGAUAAAACCAGCACGACGUCGAGUGGCGGCAACGAAAUAAAGCGUCACUCGAUAGUGAAAAUCGAUCCAAAAACGUUGAAGCCCGUGUCGCAGAAGGCGCCCGAAGAGUCCAACUUGAGCAACAAUUCGACGGCCAGUGUUCCAACGACGCCCGUAACGACGUUGUCCGAUUUGAAGAUAAGUACGAGUUCGGUGCCGAUUUUCAGGCCGCUGUUGAACCAUUCCAGCACCGUGAGUGCGUCGCCCAAAAGCAACAACGGUUCCAACAGUCCCGGGGGAGGCAAUAAACAAACGACUAAAUCGACGUCGUCGCCGACGAAGUCGACGACCAGUCAGUCGUCGUCCAGUACGACUCCAAAGCGGGACGGGCCGCCCAAGCAACAACAGCCGAAUUUAAGUUUCACGCCACCGAAUCCGUUCGUGCCCAACUUGGCGUCGCCUACCCUAAGUCCCAGUCACCAUCAGUUCUUGUUCGGGCCCCCGCACCACCAUCCCGGCUUGUCGCACUACGAUCCACGCAUGUUGGCGGCCUACCAAAGCUUCUGGUACAGCCAGCGGAUGUCGCAAUACGCCAGGCUGGGCUUGGACAUAAACCAGGCUAGUGGGGCGGAGCAGAACAAGGCCACACCCACCACGCAGGCGUCCAAACCGAGUCAGCCGCAGCAAACGACGGUGAAGAAGCCCACGUCCACGAAAGAACCCUCACAAAAAGCGGACAAGAGCCUUCACAACACGGUGGAGAAGCUGGUGCAGAACAGGACGAAGGAGAUCCUCAAAGCAUCGCCCCAGAACCAGGAGGAGAAACCGAAAACGGGUCAGGACAAGGCGAAGGAGGUCGACGUGAAAGACGGUGGGGAGCAGCCGAAAACCGACGGCAAGUAGAAGAGUUUGCUCAAUUUAUUUUCUUAUUCAAAAUUUUAACAUUUCGGAUAAAACAAGUGCCUAAAUCGACAAAUCUUCGUUUUUAUAUUUUAAAGGAUAUGUAUAUUUUUUCGUUAUUUAUUAAUGAGUGCCUUUUCGUACUUGGAGGAGUGGAACACAGGAUGUAACACCAAAAUGGGUUAGUUUAUUGUUUCUCUUAAAUACUCUCAAUUAAAUUGUAGUUGGUAGGUUCAGCUGGUUGCAUUUUUUGAACCGUAAAAAAACUUAAGUAAACCUGCAGUAAAAUGUACAUAGUGUUAAAGCGGUCACUUUCCUUUCGGGAUUGUGUGAUCCUUUUCAAAUAUUUAUGAAUCUGCGUCCGUUUCGAUUAGUCCAGGAGUCGAGUGUAGACGGUAAAUUUUAACGAGAUGACGUUUUCCAAAUUACCAAGGCUGUGAUUUCUUCCACUGUUUUCGAAAUUGAGUUUUUGGUUGUUUUUUAUUUUAAAUGGUGGAACGGACGCCGAUUUCGUUUGAUUUAUUUUGUUUGAUUUGUAUCUUCGAAGGUUUAUUAAUGUAGUUUUAAUAGGUUUUAAUAUUUUCUAAUUGUAAAGUGAAGAUUUUAUCCGUUGUACAUUGUAAAUAUUAUAUUGCACAGAUUUACUAAGUCUAAUAAAUACUAUUUAUAGUUUAACAUUGUUUUAUUUGACCCUUCCUACAGAAUUGAACAAAAAACAUCAUUAAUUUAGCACACAAUUGUUUUAACUUACAAAAUAUCAUAAAACCAUUUAUUUAGUAUCACUACAAUAAAUUUUAGCACAUCAAAUAGUUGAUAUUAAUGAAAAACCUUCAGCUAUCUUAAAUGAUUUUAUUCACCCACGGUAUUAAUAAUUAAUUAACAAAUUACAUAAAUCUACAAUAAACCAACAGCUUGUUCACUUAAGCUUGGAGAACAAGUCCUUGGUAACGCAGUGA